Messenger RNA from Ananas comosus (pineapple), 631 nucleotides. RefSeq lists its product as uncharacterized. Bases 40 to 348 code for a protein of 102 amino acids. NCBI's taxonomy places the organism in Eukaryota, Viridiplantae, Streptophyta, Magnoliopsida, Poales, Bromeliaceae. The transcript has 3 exons. The record is from RefSeq and is a predicted model, not a curated record.
UUCCUCUUUCCUUAUACGAGAGAAUAUACUUGACUUGGUAUGUUUUUAAAGGAUAAAUUACAUCAGGGGUCCUCAACUUUUUGCUUAGCUCAGUCUGAUCCUGAACCUUUCAGUUAUUACAAUUGGAUCACCAUUAACAUUCACGCUUCGCUCACCUACAUACUGACGGCCAUAGGAGUCAAUGUCGUUCCAACGAUGGACGCCAUCUAUCUCUUAUUUGGAACUCUGCUUCUACUCAACUGUGGAUUCUUUGUUUUUUUGCUGCAUAUAUUGUAUGCUGUGAUCCUUACAAAACUUGGAUUGAGGGCUUCUUUGAAACUUCCAAAGUGGCUGGAUAAAGCAAUUUGAGGGCAUUUUUGCGAAAUUUAUUGCCACCCAUACAAAAUAUAGGAAACCUUGGAAUCAAUCUUCAUAGCUUGUUUUUUUUUUUUAUUCCACUGUUCUUAUUCUGUAUAAAAUUAGUGUUGGCUCAUUAAUUUCCAGGUUGUAAUUGUUCAUUGUAAUUGAAAUCCUUAUGAAGAAAUAGAAAAACUCAAGGCUAAAGUGCAAAACCAACCUUGCACUCUCACCCUUUAUCUCAUUAAACCCUGACAUUUUUCUAUGGUUGCUGCAUCUUGCUCUUGUUUUUAAA